CACAGGGCAGCAUGUAGCAGUUCGCUAACUUGCUUUUUACAUAGAUUCACCUUUUAAUGGGUUUAAUGGGAGUCGUGAUUUUAUAACUUGACACCCACCGGACGUCGACGUUAACUUUUCUGAACUGAAGUUAAGACGCUCAUCUUCCGUCUGGCGUACUCGCAUGUUCAGGAGACGAUCCAGGACAGUCCGGUACCACUGCUACCAGCGUGAUUGAUAAGUCCACAGUCAGCGCUCUGAGAGCUCGAUCCAGCUUCUCACUGCGAGGGUCACAGAAAGGAUGAAAGCUCCGCAAACAGGAGCUCCUGACCAUCUCCAAUGUUCCUGUGGCAGACUGCCCCCCCUCUCCCCCACGCACCGCACCCCCCACCAUGAAGUCGGCUCAUUUCUUUGACACGAUGGACAAGAUGGAGGACGACUACAUUCCGUAUCCGAGGAUCGAGGAGGUGUUGGAGAGGGGGGGGCCGUACCCUCAGGUCAUCCUGCCUGAGUUCGGAGGUUACUGGAUUGAGGAUCCCAAAGCUUCUGCUCCUCCUGUGCCUCCUCCCUCCUGUCUGGAGACCAGGGAGAAGGAGGAGGAGGAGGAGGGGGGAGCGUUGGGAGGAACAGAGGAGGAAGAAGACUCACCCACAGGGGGUUAUGGAUACCGUCUGGAGGAGAGCAACAAGGCUGCUCGGGCGUACAGGAAGUACUUCUUGGGCAGGGAACAUUUAAACUUCUCGUGUUCAGCCUGCAGCCUGGGAAACCUGCUGCUGUCUGUGAGACACGAGGAGGAGAAGGAGCAGGAGCACCUCCAUGUUAUCAUCAGGUCUCGGGUGAAAAGCUUCUAUCACAGAUUAUCACUGACAGAACUGCCUGACAUCCCCAGUGUCCCAGAGCUGGCCAAGCUGCUGUGUGAUGAAGCAGCAGGUCUGCGCUUCAGUCCCGUCCUCUACCCGAAGGCGUCUCAGCUGAUAGUGAACUACGAUGAGCACGAGGUGAACAACACCUUCAAGUUUGGAGUCAUUUACCAGAAGUUUGGACAGGUGUCUGAGGAGGAGCUGUUCAGCAACAACGAGGAGACGCCGGCCUUCACAGAGUUUCUGCAGCUGCUGGGGGACACAGUGGACCUGCAGGACUUCAAAGGGUUUCGGGGGGGACUGGAUGUGUCCCACGGUCAGACGGGUUCUCAGUCCGUCUACACCGUCCACAGACGGAAGGAGAUCAUGUUCCACGUCUCCACCAAACUGCCUUUCACUGAGGGAGACGCACAGCAGCUUCAGAGGAAACGUCACAUAGGAAAUGACAUCGUGGCGGUGGUGUUUCAAGAAGAAGCCACUCCUUUCGUCCCCGACAUGAUCGCCUCCAACUUCCUCCACGCCUUCAUCCUGGUGCAGGUGGAGGAGCCGUGCUCGGACAACACCUGCUACAAGGUGUCCGUCACUGCACGAGAAGACGUGCCUCCGUUUGGCCCGCCCCUCCCAAAUCCAGCCGUCUUUAAGAAGGCUCCAGAGUUCAGAGAGUUUCUCCUCACAAAGCUCAUCAACGCAGAGCUGGCCUGCUACAAGAGCGAGCGCUUCGCCCGGCUGGAGGAGCGUACCCGGGCAGCCCUGCUGGACAGCCUCCAUGAUGAACUGCACAGACGCUCCCAGAGCAUGCUGGGUCUGACAUCAGGCCUGGAGGAGGAGGGACGAGCGGAGAAUGGACAUGGCCACGGAGGACUGCUGGAGUCCAUCAAGAGGGCGAUGCGAGGACGAAGCGUCUCCAUGGAGACCAUGUCACGGGGCGGGGCGGGUCUCCCCACGAGUCUGAGUGGGGGGGGUCUGGCACACAUCAGCGCUGAGUGUAACGUGAAGUCUCCUGUGAAGCGGCGUUCAGGACUUUUCCCUCGUCUGCUGAGUGUCGACAGCCAAACGGAGAAACACAACCAGAGAAGUCUCCUCAGUGAGCAGAGGAGCUUCGACAGCUGCCAGCCGACGCUGGAGGUGACGUCAGAGCUGCCGUCCAAUCCCAGCUCUCCAGAGGCAGGACAGCGGGACAGCAGGAUUCACAUGAAGAAGGAGAGCAGUAAGAUUUCCAGAUCGACAUCCAGCACCUGCAGCUUCACCAUCCCUGCAGACGACCCUCACCUGCUCGCUCAGGCUGCAGCGACGGAAGGUCAGAGUUCAAGUCCACUCGUUGUCUGUCGCAGCCCCACAGAGGUGAAAAACAGAAACUCUCCCAGAUCCAACCUCAAGUUUCGUUUUGACAAGUUGAGCCACUCUGCUGCACAGGGACAUUAGACUGUGAGGACGUGAGGACGGCAGUGGGAGUUUCCAGAAAACAAGGAGGUUCACACAAACACCAGGAGGAGGAGGAGGAGGAGGAGGAGGACUUUAAUCUGAAAACACCAACACACACACACACACACACACUAAGGCUCUGGUGGAUGUGUCUCUUUCAUGCAUCAUUUAAAGGAUCAUUCCAUCAGUUUUAUACGGUGAGAUCCUGGUCUGUUCUGCUCUGUUCUGGGUGCCUGGGGAAACUAACAUACAUGUUGUGGGGCAUCUUUGGCCCCGGUCCCUCAGGAGCCUCACCCUGCCAGAGCAGCUCUGAGGACUGAUGCUCACUGAAAAGACUUUUUACGUAACAGCACAGAGCAGAUUUCAUUCUUUGGUUUAUGGUUUGAAUAAAUCCAACAUGCAUCAGAACCCGUUCGUCCCUUUCAACAGGCAGAAACUUUAAAAAAGCAGCUUGAGAUUUCAGUUGGUGAACGGAGCCAAAAUCUUUAGAAGGUGAUGGAAAAUUUAAAUGAAAAAAAAUCAUUUCUGUGUUAAAUGUUUUCAGUCGCUCAGUUUGUCAAAGCUGAGAUCGUCGUCAUUCCCAGACUCUUCUCUCUGUUCUCAGACACUGACGCAGUGAUGUUUGCAGGGUUUAUACGUUAACAUGUUCAUCACAGUCCAGCUGUCGACCGAGACCUUUGUUUUCAUCAGAGCUGAGCUGAAAACGACUCUGUGCUCAGAAGCUGAAGAACAAGGACGCUGCAAAAAGUGACAGGAAACAACUGAUUUAUGUUUUGCACUAAAAUGACACAGAGCUCUGUGGAUGUUCAGAGACUGAACCGGGACACUGACCUGGCACCGAGAGCACAGACGCUGUUCCUCCUCACUUCAUCAGGUGUAAAUCUCUGUUUCUGUGUCUUCAGAGUUUUUGCAAAAUAAGAGUAAUAAUUUAUUUUGAAAGGGGACAGUGAGUGGGAAGAUGUAGCAUAAAUAAA
Messenger RNA from Toxotes jaculatrix (banded archerfish), 3235 nucleotides. Its product is annotated as rap1 GTPase-activating protein 2-like. Gene Ontology annotation, cellular component: cytoplasm; plasma membrane. The record is from RefSeq and is a predicted model, not a curated record. NCBI's taxonomy places the organism in Eukaryota, Metazoa, Chordata, Actinopteri, Toxotidae. Gene Ontology annotation, molecular function: GTPase activator activity. Gene Ontology annotation, biological process: regulation of small GTPase mediated signal transduction; activation of GTPase activity. The transcript is spliced from 25 exons. The coding region runs from base 372 to 2261 and encodes 629 amino acids.